CCAGUGGGAAAUUAUAAUAAAUAAGUCCGAUUUUGUAAAUCUCAAAUUUUGACAUAUCUCCACGUUUCAAGGUCCUUAGAGUCGUAACUAUUUUCUUAAUUACCCUAUAUUUUACUUUUCGAUUAUACACCUGCAGGUAUAGUACCUAAUGCAUAUAUUUACGAAUGAUGUAACCGUUUUGAAGAAUAUGUUGGUAUAAGGUUUUCCCAGUAUAAAAACUGCAUGUCUGCCUGUUGGCAUAAAACAAAACAUAAACAGUUCAAAAUUAAUUUGUAAUGAAGAAAGCUUCUUUGUUGGUAAAAGUAACUGUUUCAAACAUAUUUUACAUUUAAUGCGGGUAUUUAACAUUUUUAUGUAUGCACACACCAAUUAAUUCAGUUUUAAGCGAUAUUUAAACUGUCAAAUGGCCAUGAAUAAUUUUAGUACUAAAUAACAGAAAUGGACUUGUUCGAUUCUAUUCGGUUAUCAUUUAGGUACUCUUGUUUUGCGCGUCGCGUCGUUUGAUCGCUAGUAGGAAGUUAUCAUCGACUAGAGUGAAAUGUUUUGUUAACAAUGUGCGAUAAUUUUUUCUUUAAUAAUUGGUAUAGACGAACAGAAUAUGAGCCUGUGCAAAGUGACGAAGAAUACGAAUAUUACAUUGAAAAAUUAAUGAGAUUGCAGGGAUUUGACGAAAGUGACUACGAAGAAGAAGUUCAACCUACCGCCAACAAACAUUCCGUUAGCUUCUCUGGUUUACAUGAGACGAAUGAUAUACCUGGCAUUGGACAAUAUGAGGAUUUUCACACGAUUGACUGGCAAAGGGACAUUGCUAGGGAUCGAAUGCGACACAGGUAUAUUGUUAAAAAGAAGCAGGAUUCUUUGUGGAACUUGAUAGAAGGUGCCCAUGAUGCAUGGUCGGGGUGGUUGUGCGUCUUGAUAGUGGGUGUCCUCACCGGAUGCGUGGCAGGUGUUAUAGACAUAGGUGCCAGUUGGAUGACGGAUCUCAAAUUUGGAAUUUGUCCUCAAGCAUUUUGGUUAAACCAAGAACAAUGUUGUUGGUCCACCAACGAAACUACAUUCGAUGUUUUAAAUUGUUCUCAAUGGUUGACUUGGUCGGAGGUAUUGGGUCAAGCUCGAGAAGGAGUUGGUCCAUACAUAAUAUCCUAUUUAUUUUACAUUGUUUGGGCGCUUCUAUUUGCUGCCCUUUCUGCCUCUUUGGUGAGAAUGUUUGCACCUUAUGCAUGUGGUUCUGGUAUACCCGAGAUAAAAACAAUCCUAAGUGGAUUUAUUAUAAGGGGUUAUCUAGGAAAAUGGACACUUAUUAUCAAAUCUGUCGGCCUUAUUUUAUCCGUCUCUGCCGGACUUAGCUUGGGUAAAGAAGGUCCCAUGGUGCACAUAGCUUGUGCUAUAGGUAAUAUAUUAUCAUAUCUCUUUCCCAAGUACGGGAGAAAUGAAGCUAAGAAGAGAGAAAUAUUAUCUGCAGCCGCAGCAGCGGGGGUCUCCGUAGCUUUUGGUGCCCCCAUUGGAGGAGUUUUGUUUAGUUUAGAAGAGGUAAGCUAUUAUUUUCCACUGAAGACGUUAUGGAGAUCAUUCUUUUGCGCAUUAAUAGCAGCUUUCGUAUUAAGAUCGAUAAAUCCGUUUGGUAACGAACACUCAGUAUUAUUCUACGUGGAGUACAAUAAACCAUGGAUAUUUUUCGAACUGGUCCCUUUCAUAGGUCUCGGAAUAAUAGGAGGGGUAAUAGCAACAAUAUUUAUUAAAGCCAACAUAUACUGGUGUCGGUAUAGAAAAUACUCAAAAUUAGGACAAUAUCCUGUAACUGAAGUGCUUGUUGUAACUGUUAUAACAGCUGUUCUUGCAUACCCAAAUCCUUAUACCCGUAUGAACACUAGUCAACUAAUUUAUUUGCUCUUCAGUCAAUGCGGUAUUUCAAAUUCAGACAGUUUAUGUGACUAUAAUCGCAAUUUUACCGAUGUGAAUUCUGCAAUUGAAAUAGCAGCUGCAGGUCCCGGGGUGUACAAAGCCAUGUGGCUUCUAAUGCUUGCUCUUAUAUUUAAACUUAUUAUGACCGUCUUUACCUUCGGCAUGAAAGUUCCAUGUGGUCUUUUCAUACCAAGUUUAUGUCUUGGUGCAAUUGUUGGUCGCAUUGUUGGAAUAUUUAUGGAACAGCUUGCAUACAAUUAUCCAAAAAAUCCUAUUUUCAGUGGAGAGUGUUCAACAGGAGACGAUUGUAUUACACCUGGAUUAUAUGCAAUGGUUGGAGCAGCCGCCGUCCUCGGAGGAAUCACAAGGAUGACCGUAUCUCUUGUGGUGAUAAUGUUCGAACUGACCGGAGGUGUAAGGUAUAUUGUACCUUUAAUGGCGGCUGCAAUGGCGAGUAAAUGGGUAGGUGACGCUUUAGGGCGUCAAGGCAUCUACGAUGCCCAUAUCGCCAUUAAUGGUUAUCCUUUCCUUGAUUCAAAAGAUGAAUUUGCGCACACAUCACUUGCUGCAGACGUUAUGCAACCCAAAAGGAAUGGGACAUUAAGUGUCAUCACACAAGACUCAAUGACUCUUGAUGACGUAGAGCAGUUGUUAAAAGAGACAGAGCACAAUGGAUAUCCUGUUGUUGUAUCCAAGGAGUCCCAAUAUCUGGUGGGAUUCGUAUUAAGAAGAGAUCUCAGUUUGGCAAUUGCCAAUGAAAAGAGAAUGGUUGAUGGUAUUUGCGGACAGUCGCUGAUACUUUUCACUACCACAAAUCCAGUACAAACGUUGGGUCCCCCACCAUUGAAACUUAAAAAAAUAUUAGACAUGGCCCCAAUUACAAUUACCGAUCAGACCCCAAUGGAAACUGUUGUUGAUAUGUUUAGGAAAUUAGGAUUAAGACAGACGCUUGUUACUCACAAUGGGAGAUUAUUGGGAGUUAUAACGAAAAAGGACGUUCUUCGUCAUAUAAAGAAGAUGGACAACGAAGAUCCUAAUUCAGUUUUAUUCAAUUAAAUAUAGUUUUUGUAAAGUUUCAUACUUAUACAAACAACAUUUUCAGUGCAAAUAACUAAAAUUUAUUUUUGCACACUAAUACGUCCAGUAAUUUUUUAAAUUUUAG
This is a messenger RNA of Agrilus planipennis (emerald ash borer), 3064 nucleotides long. RefSeq names its product H(+)/Cl(-) exchange transporter 5 (gene ClC-c). Gene Ontology annotation, cellular component: membrane; Golgi apparatus; synaptic vesicle. Bases 553 to 2958 code for a protein of 801 amino acids. Gene Ontology annotation, biological process: chloride transport; transmembrane transport. The transcript has 14 exons. Gene Ontology annotation, molecular function: voltage-gated chloride channel activity. NCBI's taxonomy places the organism in Eukaryota, Metazoa, Arthropoda, Insecta, Coleoptera, Buprestidae. The record is from RefSeq and is a predicted model, not a curated record.